This is a messenger RNA of Silurus meridionalis, 2860 nucleotides long. RefSeq names its product p21 protein (Cdc42/Rac)-activated kinase 1 (gene pak1). Gene Ontology annotation, molecular function: ATP binding; protein serine/threonine kinase activity. The transcript is spliced from 15 exons. Gene Ontology annotation, biological process: regulation of actin cytoskeleton organization; protein phosphorylation; regulation of axonogenesis. NCBI's taxonomy places the organism in Eukaryota, Metazoa, Chordata, Actinopteri, Siluriformes, Siluridae. The coding region runs from base 214 to 1854 and encodes 546 amino acids. The record is from RefSeq and is a predicted model, not a curated record. Gene Ontology annotation, cellular component: cytoplasm.
CAAGUUUGGGGUAAAUGAGAUAGAGAGAGAGCGCGCGCGCGAGAGAGAGAGAGAGAGAGAGAGAGAGAGAGAGAAGAAAGAAGGAGGCAGAACGGCUCAGCGUGCAUGCAUGUGAGAGACGGAGAGACAGAGGACGCGGAGAGGAGGACCAGUACCAUCGCUCCAGCUUUGUUCAAUUCGUUGUUAGAGAGAUAGUUGCUCCUGCACUACGUGAUGUCCGAUAACGGAGAAGUGGAAGACAAGCCACCCGCACCACCCAUGAGGAACACAAGCACCAUGAUGGGAUCUGGCAUCAAAGAGCCGAGCGCAAUGAACCACACCUCCAAGCCACUGCCACCCAAUCCGGAGGACAAGAAGCGCAAGGACCGCUCCAUCCGCUCCAUCCUCACCGGAGGCGGAGAUAAGACCAAUAAGAAGAAGGAGCGUCCAGAGAUUUCUCUGCCGUCAGACUUUGAGCACACCAUCCACGUGGGCUUUGAUGCAGUCACUGGGGAGUUCACUGGUAUGCCAGAGCAGUGGGCUCGUCUGCUCCAGACAUCGAACAUCACUAAGCUGGAGCAAAAGAAGAACCCUCAGGCAGUCCUUGAUGUACUAAAGUUCUACGACUCCAAAGAGACGACCAACAGUCAGAAGUAUAUGAGCUUCACAGAUAAAAGCACAGACAGUUACAGCUCCUCCAAUGUUCCGAACUCCAAAGCCGUGUCGGAAACCCCCGCCGUAGCAACCGUAUCCGAGGACGAAGACGAGGACGAGGCCACACCCCCACCCGUGAUCGCCCCUCGACCCGAACACACCAAAUCCAUUUAUACCCGCUCAGUAAUCGAGCCCCUGCCUCUCGCCCCUGCCAAAGAUGCACCCCUGUCUCCGGUGUCCUCUCCGCCUGCCGAGGGAGGCAGCGCCACUCCAGUGGCUUCGUCUACCACGCCGCGUCCCGCCGACAAGAACCGUAAGAAAAAGAUGUCAGACGAGGAGAUCCUGGAGAAACUACGCAGUAUAGUCAGUGUGGGUGAUCCAAAGAAGAAAUACACCCGCUUUGAGAAGAUCGGCCAGGGGGCAUCUGGAACGGUCUACACAGCAAUAGACAUCGCCACAGGACAAGAGGUGGCUAUCAAGCAGAUGAAUUUGCAGCAGCAGCCCAAGAAGGAGCUCAUCAUUAACGAGAUUUUGGUCAUGAGGGAAAACAAGAAUCCCAACAUUGUUAACUACCUCGACAGUUACCUGGUUGGCGACGAGUUGUGGGUGGUGAUGGAGUAUCUGGCCGGAGGCUCUCUGACUGACGUGGUGACGGAGACAUGCAUGGAUGAAGCACAGAUCGCCGCCGUGUGCCGAGAGUGUCUUCAAGCCCUGGAAUUCCUGCACUCCAACCAGGUGAUCCACAGGGACAUCAAGAGCGACAACAUCCUGCUGGGAAUGGACGGCUCUGUCAAACUCACUGACUUUGGCUUUUGCGCCCAGAUCACCCCCGAACAGAGUAAGCGUAGCACCAUGGUCGGCACCCCGUACUGGAUGGCCCCGGAGGUCGUAACUCGCAAGGCUUAUGGACCCAAAGUAGACAUCUGGUCCCUGGGGAUCAUGGCUAUAGAGAUGAUUGAAGGAGAGCCUCCGUACCUCAAUGAGAAUCCUCUGAGGGCGCUGUAUCUCAUUGCCACUAAUGGAACUCCAGAGCUUCAGAACCCCGAGAAGCUGUCGUCUGUUUUCCGAGAUUUCCUCAACCGCUGUUUAGAGAUGGACGUGGAAAAAAGAGGUUCUGCCAAAGAGCUUCUACAGCAUCAGUUCCUGAAAGUGGCCAAACCUCUCUCGAGCCUGACGCCUCUGAUCCUGGCAGCCAAAGAGGCGACCAAGAACAACCGCUAGCUCGGCACGGAGGAGCACAGCGCCAUCUGUCUGUCGUCUUUCUUUUUCUACCCUAAACCCUACAGCAUCACUGUUUUCCCUACCUGUCUUUUUAGUGGGCAGGGUCCUGUAGAGUUUUUUAUGUCAGGGACAUGAGGUUGGUGUGUGUGUGUGUGUGUGUGUGUGUGUGUGUGUGCAUGCAUGUGUCUGCGCUGACACACAGCUCACUAGAACUCUAAAUGAGGAAUCCAGUGAAUGUUACAGUGGAACGCCGCUGUAUAUUUAACCAACAGGAUCAAACCGGCCAGACUUCAUCAUCGAUUCUCGCUUUCUUUUCGCCCGUUUAUUUCGCCCGUGUCCGUGUGUUUCGUGGUACUUUACGAAUGGGAUGAAGUGAUAUAAAUGAGUCUUUUUUAAAAUAAUUUUCUUUUACAAAGAUUGUUUUGUAAAUCCACGAGUGUGUGAACGACAGAAAUAGAUUCAUGGACGUUGCAAUACGGAACUCAACUGCGUCUCAUCAACGAAAGGGUACGACGCUGGUACGGACCCCGAGGGGUGGCUGCUGCACGUUGGGAGGAAAAUCUCGAGAAACUUUAAACGUGGAUGCCGUGCAUGACGAGCGCAUCCUUUUUCUUUUUUUGUGACUUCUUUUUCUCGUCUGUUAUUCUGUCCCUCUGCUCUUUAAAAAUCAGGAUGUACAUUUCUUAUUGACGAAAUUAAAAACACACUGUAGCAACAUGUGUCAUGAACACUGAGUUGAUAGUGAUGUUUUUUUUUUUGUUUUUUUUUUAUUACAUGAAACUUUUUUUAUGUAGCGCUGAUGUACCCUUUGGCCUUAAACUGUGACGCAGAGGGAAGACGUGCUUUCGAAGACGGUACAGCCUGCUGUCCCUGAUCCUUUUUGCUUUACGUUGAUGGAUGGAACAACUUCUGUCUCGUGUGUUUUUCGAGCCAUAAACUCUGUUUAUAAGGCGUUUUGAUUAAAGAUUCUUAUUUGAAGCAGAAGAAAUAAACUGUACAAACGAUA